GCGAUUUCCAUUUGUGAGGCUGGCCCUGGCCACCCUCAGUGAUCCUGUUGCCUUCACUCACACGCAGUUGUGAUAAGGAGGGUGAAGUAGGAGCUAAAUAGGGAGGAGGUCUGGGCAAGGUCAUUUCUGCCAGAACACAGAGAAGUCAAGAUCUCAAGAGUGCAGUGGUAUAUAAAAAGGUCUACGCUGGUGAAUUAAAAAAAUAGAUGCAUGAAGAGGAAAAAUGAGGGUCCCUGUAUUUGAGGAUGUGAAAGAUGAAACAGAAGAAGAAAAAACAGGGGAAGAAGAAAAUGAAGAAGACAAGGUAUUCUUUAAGCCUGUUAUUGAAGACCUGAGCAUGGAAUUGGCCAGAAAAUGCACCAAACUCAUUAGUGAUAUCCACUAUAAAGAAGAGCAUAGAAAGUCUAAGGGCAAGUGUACCUUUGUGACUGACACACCUAUGCUAAACCACGUCAAACAUAUUGGUGCUUUUAUUUCUGAGGCAAAAUACAAAGGCACCAUUAAGGGGGACCUUUCCAACUCUCUUUAUAAGCAGAUGCCCGCCACAAUUGACAGUGUCUUUGCAAAAGAAGUUACCCAGCUGCAGAGUGAGAUUGCCUAUAAGCAGAAACACCAGGCUGCCAGAGGAUUCUCAGACUAUGCCCACAUGAAGGAGCCGCCUGAGGUCAGACACGCCUUGGAGGUCACGAAGCACCAGAGCAACAUUUCUUAUAGAAAAGAUGCGCAGGACACCCACAUGUAUAGUGCGGAGCCUGACAGACCGGACAUCAAGAUGGCAACGCAGAUCUCCAAGAUCGUAAGCAAUGCUGAAUACAAGAAAGGCCAAGGAGUAAUGAAUAAAGAGCCUGCUGUAAUUGGAAGACCAGAUUUUGAACAUGCUGUGGAAGCUUCUAAACUUUCUAGUCAAGUUAAAUACAAAGAAAAAUUUGAUAAUGAAAUGAAGGAUAAGAAACAUCAUUAUAAUCCUCUUGAAAGUGCUUCUUUUAGGCAAAGUCAGCUGGCCACUGCCCUGGCGAGUAAUGUGAAGUACAAGAAAGACGUUGAAAAUAUGCAUGAUCCAGUUUCAGGUCUCCCAAACUUGUUCUUAGACCAUGCUUUGAAAGCCAGCAAAAUGCUCAGCGGACGAGAGUAUAGAAAGCUCUUUGAGGAAAACAAAGGAAUGUACCAUUUUGAGGCCGAUGCUGCAGAACACCUGCACCAUAAAGACAACGCCAGGCUCCAGAGUCAGGUUAAGUACAAAGAAGAAUAUGAGAAAAAUAAGGGGAAAUCGAUGCUUGAAUUUGUGGAGACACCAUCAUAUCAGGCUUCAAAGGAGGCUCAGAAGAUGCAGAGUGAGAAAGUUUACAGAGAAGAUUUUGAGAAGGAGAUUAAAGGAAGGUCAUCACUGGAUUUAGACAAGACUCCAGAGUUUUUACAUGUGAAAUACAUCACCAACCUUCUGAAGGAGAAGGAAUAUAAAAAGGAUUUGGAAAAUGAAAUAAAAGGGAGAGGAAUGGAACUUAAUUCAGAAGUUCUUGAUAUUCAGAGAGCCAAGCGAGCAUCUGAAAUGGCUAGUGAGAAAGAAUACAAAAAAGAUCUGGAAUCAAAAAUUAAAGGGAAGGGAAUGCAAGUUGGCAGUGAUGCCCUUGGAAUCCAGCAUGCCAAAAGAGCUUCCGAGAUAGCUAGCGAGAAAGAUUAUAAAAGAGAUCUGGAGACGGAAAUUAGAGGGAAAGGCAUGCAGGUGAGCACAGGCACCCUCGAUAUCCAGAGAGCCAAGAGAGCAUCCGAAAUGGCCAGCCAGAAAGAAUAUAAGAAAGACUUAGAGAAUGAAAUCAAAGGGAAAGGGAUGCAAGUGAGCGUGGAUAUCCCGGAUAUGCUUCGAGCCAAGAGGGCAUCUGAAAUCUAUAGCCAGAAAAAGUAUAAAGAUGAGGCAGAGAAGAUGCUUUCUAACUAUUCUACGGUGGCAGACACUCCUGAAAUUCAGAGAAUUAAGACAACUCAACAAAACAUUAGUGCGGUAUUUUAUAAGAAAGAAGUAGGAGCUGGCACAGCAGUAAAAGAUACUCCAGAGAUUGAACGAGUGAAGAAAAAUCAGCAGAAUAUUAGUUCAGUGAAAUACAAAGAAGAGAUGAAGCCUGCAACAGCCAUUUGUGAUCCACCAGAGCUAAGGAGAGUUAAAGAAAACCAGAAGAACCUCAGCAAUCUCCAGUACCAAGAGCGAUGCUACAGAGCAACCCCAGUGAGCAGCACGCCAGAGAUGGAGCGGGUGAGGAGAAACCAGGAGCAGCUGAGCACGGUCAAAUACAAAGGCGAGUUGAAACAGGCAACUGCGAUUUCUGACCCACCAGAGCUGAAGAGAGUUAAAGAAAACCAGAAGAACCUCAGCAAUGUUUAUUAUAAAGGUCGCCUGGGAAGAGCUACGGCUUUAAGUGUAACUCCUGAAAUGGAAAGAGUAAAGAAGAAUCAAGAAAAUAUUAGUUCGGUAAAAUAUACUCAGGACCAGAAACAGAUGAAAGGUAGACCAAGUCUGAUUUUAGAUACACCUGGUCUCAGACAUGCCAAAGAAGCUCAAAAUCAUAUUUCAAUGGUGAAAUACCAUGAAGAUUUUGAAAAGACAAAGGGAAGGGGCUUUACUCCGGUCGUGGAUGACCCCGUGACAGAGCGAGUGAGGAAGAACACCCAGGUGGUCAGCGAGGCUGCAUAUAAAGGCGUCCACCCUCACAUCGUGGAGAUGGACCGGAGACCUGGAAUCAUCGUCGACCUCAAAGUUUGGCGCACAGAUCCCGGCUCCAUCUUCGACAUCGAUCCCCUGGAAGACAAUAUUCAGUCUAGAAGUCUCCGCAUGCUCUCUGAAAAGGCGAGUCAUUAUUGGAGACAACGGUCUCGAUCUCAUUCAGGCAGUACUUUUGGUACAGGCCUGGGCGAUGACAAAUCAGAAGUAUCUGAGACUCACCCUAGCUUUUCAUGCUGCAGUGAGGGAACAAGGCCGUCUGAUGAAGGAGCACCUGUUCUUCCUGGAGCCUACCAGCAAAGCCAUUCUCAAGGUUAUGGGUACAUGCACCAGACCAGCCUGUCAUCUGUGAGGUCAAUGCAGCAUUCACCAAAUCUAAGGACCUACCGAGCCAUGUACGACUACAGUGCCCAGGACGAAGAUGAAGUCUCCUUCAGGGACGGCGACUACAUCGUCAACGUGCAGCCCAUCGACGACGGCUGGAUGUACGGCACGGUGCAGAGAACUGGGAAAACCGGGAUGCUGCCAGCGAAUUACAUUGAGUUUGUUAAUUAAUCAUUUCUCCUUGCCCUCCGAGCUUUGUUCUCAUCUAUACUAAGCCUAAUCUUUUUAAAAGAUAGAAGAUACUUUUAAGACACACUUGGCAGUUAUUUUACAAUAAUCUCUCUUUCCUUUGACAAUUAGACACACAGGUACCAGGAAGAAGGAAUGACUUCUAGGCUGAAAACAGCAGCAUUUUUGGUAAUUUGUAUAAACAAAAUAAUUAGGUCUGGAGACCUGGUGCUGCUAAUUGUGUUCAUGGUUUCCUUUGAUUGGCUAUUGAACCCUUCUGGGAAAAUGUAUUUUUCUAGACUUUAAUAGAGAUGUUGAUUGUCCCUUAAAUGUCACAAGUAUAGGAAACUUCUUAGCUGUCACUUUAGAAUCACCAGAAGCCAAUUCUCUUAAUUCAGUAACAAAGCCAAUAAUUUAAAAAACCAUUUAGCUUUUGAGUCAGGAGGCAAUUUUCCAGUUUAAGGGAAACUUGCCUAAAUAUAAUAAAUGUAAGCAGUGGCAGAAUGACAGUUUGGUUAAAAUUAUAUUGACUGGUGGCCUUAGGGAUCUGGAAACUUCUACCAAACAAAGAAAUUUCCUUGUUCCCUGGGCCGACUUGGGUCUAUUUAUUUCUCAUUUGUACCGAGGCGUAUCCUACUCUCCAUUUACAUUCUGUGGACCCAAGUAUAUGCUUGGCUCCAUAGAAUGUCAGGACCAAAUAACUUCACAGCUACUCUGCAAAAGGGCAAAUUUUAAGGUCAUCUAUAUUAUUUCCCUAAUACUAGUAGCCGUGACCCUGUUGCAUGUCACGUAGGUUUCAGCUUCUGUAAUAUAGGCGGCUGCACUGCCCAUUCCUGUUAGUAAAACCAAGAGCGUGGCUGAUAGCGAAAAGUCCUUUCCUCUAGCUGCCAGCUCAUCAGAAAAACAUAACUCGAAAAGUUGCUUGAGAUUCUCCUGCUGCAUUGCACUCUCGUUUUGAAGGAUUUACACCUUAGGAAAUAGAUGUAUACUUUAGCAAAUAAGUGAUUUAGAUGUUUAUUGAACAGCUUUCCUUAACUUAAUGCCGCUGCUGAUUUCAAAGUAAAGCAAACUCCAUAGGAGCCAGUGACAAAGAGUUGGAAUAGGAAGUGUGCUGGAGGAAAUCAGAGACCACAAAGGACCAGCUCCGUACCGAGAGACAGAUGAUCUGGUUUCUUUUUGUAGAAAAUCGUACUCAGGAUCCUGGAAUGGAAAUCUCGCCACUGAAACCAGUUAAUGAAAAGACUUCCUUUCCAUUUUCUAAAUCACAUUCAGGGAGUGAGAGGGGAGUGUGACCAGAGAUUUUUGGUACAGGACUUAUCAGGCUGUUCAUUAGAAAAGAAAUGGUCACAUUUUGAUUUUCGAAUGAGUGGCUUUGCAGGCUCUUGCUGGAUUCACAGCCAUGACCAUCAUGUCAUGAAGUUUUACCUGGAGUCCACAGAUCACUGGAGAGAUUAACGCCCAUCAGCAACUCUGUGUUUUUCUGAUUGUGCCACUUUGGGGGACUUGCAACAGGGUAGCGUUCAUGUAAGGCCUGACUCUAGAGUGGUGAUGAAACUGAAAAAGCAAAGUUACAAAAAUGCAAUCAACUGUAUGGGUCUUGGGGAUAUCUGCCUUAUAGGAUAUAGUCAAAGAAAUGAACAAAAUAUCUCAUAAAAUAUCUUUGAAUGAAAUGUUUAUUAGGCCAAAGGCAAACAAACGUUAAUUCAUUUACGCCUUUGAAAAGUAAACACAUACUUUGGAAAAUCUGUAAUCUCAUUUUUAUCAGGCUAAAAGAGUAGUUAAAAAGUUUUAUUAUACUCACGCUGCAUCUACAUGACAUGGACAUAAAAUUGAAAGGAGAAAAAUCCAGGCACAUAACUAGAGAUAUUUUUGAGGGGCUUUUACGAUUACCACAUAACCAGCUUGGCUGAUUUUCUAUCAUUGAAAUGACUAGUUGUGAUUCAGUUGAUUAAACUCCACGUCUGUUUUGGUGUCUUAUACACAAAUCUACAAAGACAAGCAGAACUUGCAAUGUUCUUGCAGAAAUUUCUGUGCGUUAAAAUUGAGGGCAAUAAGCUUGCUUAUUCAUUUUAUUAUACCAUUAAAUAAAUAUUUACGAUUCACCCAGAUAGACCACAUUUUCUUUGUGAUUAUAUAAAAGAGUAGUUGAUUAAUUUGCAGACUAAAGGUAGGACCGGUACAUUUUUUGAUAAAUAGCACAUUUACAGGAAGCUUAAAGGAAACUGACUUAAAAUGAGGAUUCUAAUUGGGGAGGGAACCAUGAGAUAACAGCUUGACGUUUCAUUGUUUUUCUCAUUUAAACAUCAGAUUCACUGAAUGUACAAGUCAAUACUUAUUUGGAGAAUAGUUCUCCUAAAAUUUGAAACCUCACAUAAUGUUGGCAUAGCAAGAUGUUUCUGCUUCCAGCCUUCAGGAAUUAAGAUCUGAUCAGAAUUUACCUCGAAGGCAGUUAUCUUACAAUAAAGACUGAGCGAGAACACAUUGUCACAUGUUCCUGAUGCUGUAAUUCAGUAGUAUUGUCACUGUCACUAAAGCCUGUCAGGAUAUUAAGCAUCUCAGUAGAAAUAUGGGAAACGAUAUAUGUAGAAAACCAAAGUGCUAUUUUUGCAGCAUCAUUUUCAAAACUACAUUCUUGAACAGCUUUCCCCCUUUCCACACACCUCCUCUCACCUCCGAUUUGGCAACAUCCGUGACACUGACAACUCAAGAAGGGUUUAAAACAACAAAUCUUUCAAAAAUCAAGGUAACGCCCAAGCACAGGGCGCAGGCACCUGAUUUUCCGAAUGUGAUGUGUCCUCAAGCCUGACACAAGCACAAAGGCAGCUUGAUAUGCUUCUGAAAGCUUCCGAAAACAACUGUACAUGGAUCAUCUCUCUCUUGAGAAGAGCAUAGCAACAGAAUAUAUUGCUCUUGGUGUAAGGUUUUGUAGUAAACUUUUUACUUAUUCUCGUUCUCCAAGAAAGCUUUCUAUUUCUAACCUGUGGCAAGAUGAACUCUUCAUGUCUUCUUGUUCUUGUUGACACAUCCGCAGCGUAGCCCAUGUUGAAAUAUUUGUCUGGUUGUCAGGUCUCUGCGCUGUCCCUGGAUCUUCUCAGGCCUCCCCCACCCCGACCCCACCCUGAGACCACACAGGAAUUUGCAAGCACAAUUCCCAGGAGCCCCUUGUUGGAACACGGAUGCGACUAGAGCAGCCCCUCUCUUGCCACUAGGCUCAUGGUCCGAGGACUGCCAGUUUUGCCAGUCUUGCUUUCGCUGGCCUCUCCGUGUGGAGCUAGACAACACUCUGGGAUCUGGGAAAAGCAGACUUUUCUAAGGCAGACAGUGGAAGCGCAAGAGGCCGCAUCUCUUUUUCAGAUUUGCCCAUCUCCAGUGGAAGGUUUUUAAUGAAAAGAUAAAGAAAAUGUGAGAUCCUUUAGUAACUUCCCCUAUAUAAAGUGGAUAUAGUUUAUACCAAAAUUAUAAUAUAGAGAUAUAAAAAAUAUAGGUGCCUUUUUGAUCACCCUUGUUUAUCCAAUAUGGUCUUGGGAAGAAAACCAAGCACGCAAGCAUCUGCCUACUCUGUAGUACUAUUUUAUUAUGUGAUCAGUAUUUUUAUGGUGGGGACAGAUGAGAUAUUCCUGACAGAUAUGAAAGGUGAUAGCUGAUUAUAUUUUACCUCUAAAGCUUUGGAACUUUAGAAAAUACUGACUUCUUCCAUUUAUUUCUGAAAGGCUCUCUGUGGAUUUAUAUAUUGUUGAGCUACAUAAACAUUAACCUUAGGUCUGAGAUUUAAAACACCUAUUAUAUGAUAGAAGAAUUAUGUUAUAAGGCUGAAUUCGUGACCCAAGAUGAAGUUCACUUCAAAAAUCCAUUAUACCUUAGCUCUUUGCUUCUGAUCAUCUGAAAAUGGCUAGCGUGGGUUGUUUGGGUGGCAUGGAGGUGAGAAAGCUUUAGUUAAUAAGAAGCUCUGUAAACCAAGUGAAGAAUGCUAACAGGAACGUCUCUUUCCGAAGUAUUCCGUGCCCAUUAGGGUUCUUUCCAGGCAACUGUCAAUUAGUAGUGAUGAAAACCACAAAGGCAAUUGUGUGAUGCUUCUGUGGAAUCCACAAGCCUGGAAGGAUCCCUAGGGCACCGUCUCCUCCCCAGUUGUCUGGGUUACUUCAGUAUAGUCACAGGAAUUCCAUGUGCUUUUGUGUUUGAUACGUGGUAUCCAGUUUGCAUAGUAUAUACUUCUCUGUGAUGCAGCUGCUGUUAAGGAUGAUUUUCUUGAAAGGAAAAGAGAGAACUGCAUCAUGGUCCCAUUCUUCUGUGUCCAUAUGACGAACGGCUGAGCACUUAGAAGCAGCACUGCGUGUAUCACAGGCCAGGGGUGUGGAACUGUUGGUCUUGGACCUGCGGUAAAAAUGCAAAAUGGGAUCAUUGUGAAGACUGGCCUCUCUUUGCUUCAAAAUAUGUAGACUUGUGAUUGAUGAUUCAUUUGCAGGAUUGUUCUACCUAUGAGAGCGUUAAGAAACACAUCAUGGUUUUAAAAUGAAGGGGCUUACAGACCGAUGCAAUGUUAUAAAUAUAAUUUGGCUUUUGUUAUGCAAAUUGUUAACACCAGCUAUUAAAAUAUAUUUUAGUAGAAAUGCUUUAAUUCAUGUUUUUUUCCUCUACACUGUGAAUCUUUAAGCCUUGGUGGACUAGAGCAACAUUGUGCUGCCCAAAGGACUAACCUAUGCAACUAGUUCACAUUUUAGUGGAUGUCACAGUAAUUGUGUAAUGAGACAUUCUUUCCCUCCCGCGAUGGACAGCAGCAUUGAAAUAACACGUUAAGCCUAGCCUCAUGUAUGUAUAGUACAGUUAUUCACAAACCCUUCAAGGCUACCGUAACCACUAGCACUAUCCGUCGUAUAAAAGCAGAUUACUGAUUUAUCUAUGAAAAAGACUUGAAUGAUGUCAGAACAAGAACGACAGAUGAAUGCGUCGGCCGUGGCUUCCAUGUGGUCACUGAAAGUUGUUCCCUGUGAUGGAAGCGUGUUCUCAGAUGCACUCUCUCCAGGGUAUUAUUAUUCUGUGUCUUUCUUUCUGUAUUUGUAAAACAUUAUAAUGCUUUAAUUUCCUAUCUCUACACAUUCGGUUUGCUUAAAUAAAUGCAGGAUAUAACAAAAUGGUCCCACUUCUUGGUUCUCACCUUGGUUUCUUGGAGCAUGGGUCCUUGACAAUAACCUGGGUAUGGGUUUAUCCUGACAACUCAGGUGAGAUCGCCUGGGAGGUGUACGCUGGCUUCAAUGCACUUAAAUUGGUAAGUCAUUCAAAAUGAGUCUCCCUCCUCCAAAUAAACUUAGUUUUAAAUGA
Molecule: messenger RNA, 8578 nt
Organism: Phacochoerus africanus (Common warthog)
Lineage: Eukaryota; Metazoa; Chordata; Mammalia; Artiodactyla; Suidae
Gene: NEBL
Product: nebulette
Exons: 28
Coding region: 224-3265 (1013 amino acids)
Biological process (GO): cardiac muscle thin filament assembly
Cellular component (GO): focal adhesion; Z disc
Molecular function (GO): actin filament binding
Source: RefSeq, a predicted model, not a curated record